AUGGAAAAAAAUUCACUGGCUCCUGGAUUUCGGUUUCAUCCCACUGACGUUGAGCUUCUUAAAUACUAUCUGAGGAGGAAAGUUUUGGGGAAGAAGUUUCGUUUUGAAGCUAUCGCUGAGCUUGACCUAUAUAAGUACGCUCCUUGGGAUCUGCCAGACAAGUCACUUCUAAGGACUGGGGAUCUCAAGUGGUACUUUUUCUGUCCAACGGAGAAGAAAUAUGGAAAAGGGAGUAGGUUCAAUCGUGCCACUGCCUAUGGGUACUGGAAGACAACUGGGAAGGACAGACCUGUUCGUCACAAUGACAAAGAUGUGGGGAGUAUUAAAACUUUGGUUUUCCACAGAGGGAAAGCCCCACAAGGAGAGAGAACAGAUUGGGUUAUGCACGAAUACAGACUGGAAGAUAAGGAUCUACUUGACAAGGGAGUCGUCCAGGAUGCUUACGUUCUUUGUGUUAUUUUCUGUAAGGAUGGUCCUGGCCAUAGAAACGGUGCCCAAUAUGGAGCACCAUUUAGAGAGGAGGACUGGACUGAUGAUGAUGAAGUUGUUGAGGACGUCUCUUCCACUGACUUGCCUGCACCAGCCUUCACUAGUGCUACUAGCCCCUGUGUUACUCAGAGCCAAUGCCUUGGAUCAUCAGCUGAAUCAAGUCGUUUUGCAGAUUCUCCUUCAGUGGUUCUUGAUGCAAACAAGCCCAUUACACCCAUGGAGGCUUCCCAAGUUUUAGUUGAAGAUAUUAUUUCAGCACUGCACUCUUCUUAUAAGGAAUACAGCUUGCUCAGUUAUGGCCAAAUUGAAUAUGGUUCUCCAAUAACAGAUGCAAAUGCUAAUCUUGAGUUCUUGAAGGCUGCUGAUGUUUCAGUUGAUGAUGAAAUUUCUUCAUUGUUGGCGACAUUCACAAAAGACGAUGCUCUAACCAAUGUGCUUUAUCCAUUUGAUUGAAUGAUAUGGCCUGACCGCUUCUAUUGAGCGUUAGUAUUUAGGAAAUUUUGUAAGCAGA
Molecule: messenger RNA, 1000 nt
Organism: Theobroma cacao (cacao)
Lineage: Eukaryota; Viridiplantae; Streptophyta; Magnoliopsida; Malvales; Malvaceae
Source: RefSeq, a predicted model, not a curated record